GCGUUUUCCAACAGGUCUCCAUAUUUUGGCGAUCUGAUCUUAGCGGACAAACACCCUCUUCCUCCGCCUCGUCCUAAGUCCUAACGUUCCAUCGCAGCCUGUUCAGAGUUGCCAGCACCGGGGGUUCAUCGGGUGGGUCCAGCCAACUGUCCCGCUGCGUUCGGAUCCGGCGUCAUUCCAGACCAACAACUUUCUUCUUCUUCUUUCCUCUGCCGAUUACGACGGUCCGUUAACCUUGACUGGCAUUCUUCCCCUCCCGGAAACUCAACUCUCUUCGUCUGCUCCUCUUAAACCCCUUAUUCACUCCCCUGUCUUUCUUCAACUUCAGAAUGGACUACACCAUGGAGGACACUCAGAACUCGGCUCCUGACGCCCACGAAGCGUCCAAGCUUAACCCCUCAGCCCAGAGGACCGACAUCCAAGGCGUCACCAAGCGCCUCCAAGCCGAACUGAUGCAGCUGAUGCUCUCCCCCUCCCCGGGAAUCUCGGCCUUCCCAGACGCCGACGGCAACCUCCUAUCCUGGACCGCCACCAUCAGCGGGCCUACCGAGACCCCUUAUGAAGGCCUCACCUUCCGACUCUCUUUCGCUUUCCCUAGCAACUACCCCUAUGCUCCGCCCACCGUCCUCUUCAAGACUCCCAUUUACCACCCCAACGUCGACUUCUCCGGCCGCAUCUGUCUGGAUAUCCUGAAGGACAAGUGGAGUGCCGUCUACAACGUGCAGAGUGUCCUCCUCAGUCUGCAGAGUCUCCUAGGCGAGCCCAAUAACGCGAGCCCCCUCAACGCCCAAGCCGCCGAACUCUGGGACACCAACCAAGAGGAGUACAAGCGCCACGUUCUGGCCCGCCACCGCGACAUCGAAGACAUCGAGUAAAUAUUUGUCUACGAUCGUCCAUUCGGCUGUUCCCGCAAACAUGGAACGGUCCGACUUGCAUUGCAUGAGAUCGGGGUCUGUGCGUUUGACUUGGGGGCAACGGUUGCAUGGUGCAUUCUGGCCUCGUCGCGGAUGACGACAGAGCCGGAAGUCAUGAUUUGUUCUUUGCACCGAUGAUUUUCAGGAGUUCAUGGGUUGGGGUGGGUUACGUUUGGGACCACGGUUGGAAUGGAAAUACAGGAGCCCCCGCGUGUCCCGGGAAUAAAUACCCUGCUUUGUUUUGUUGUUGUCGCUGCUGCUGUUACUGUUGCCAGUGGUUUCGUUUUUAUUCUUACGUGGCCAUGAUGUUGAGGUUCCUUGGUAGCUUCUUCCUACUACAUAGUCCAAGGCUGUCACUUGAACAAAGGUAGCUUCAUUUGUAUCUCUUGGAAUAUGAGAUUGUUUAUACUACUAGUACCAUGUUGAGUCUUUAACGCACAUACAUGACA
This is a messenger RNA of Aspergillus sclerotioniger CBS 115572, 1363 nucleotides long. RefSeq names its product putative ubiquitin conjugating enzyme (UbcK). Lineage: Eukaryota; Fungi; Ascomycota; Eurotiomycetes; Eurotiales; Aspergillaceae. Bases 330 to 875 code for a protein of 181 amino acids. The record is from RefSeq and is a predicted model, not a curated record. The transcript is spliced from 3 exons.